Physcomitrium patens is the source of this 1530-nucleotide messenger RNA. The record is from RefSeq and is a predicted model, not a curated record. Lineage: Eukaryota; Viridiplantae; Streptophyta; Bryopsida; Funariales; Funariaceae.
UUUUUUUCUUUUCUCCAAGCGCAUUUCAGUUUUCCUACGCCCCUUUGAUCCACUUCUCUCUCGGUCUCUCGGUCUCUCGGUCUCGCUCUUCCUCUCUCUUGCCCUCUCUCUUGCGCUCACAAUUUCAACUCAGAAUCGCCUUGCUUUCGUCUUUCCGGGCGCCUUGAUCGUACCCACGGAGUCUCUGUGGUAUGGCUUCGUUAUGGCUGUCGUGUCGGGGAUUCCUUGCCUUGGAACACCAGCUGCUUCUCCUGAUGUGGACACGAGUAGGGUUUCGUUUUGGGUUGGUUCGAUCUGGCGGAAUCGCUUUGUGGAUACCGUGAUCGUCUCUGUCUCCGACAUGGGGUUUGCGGGUAGCUUACGAGGAGGUGGCUAAGAUGAUGCCGCAGCUUGGUGAUCAGCAGAUGCAGCCGCAGCUUCAUUAUCAGCAAAUUCAGAAACAGCAGCUGUCCCAGUUCUGGCAGCAGCAAAUGCAGGAAAUGGAGCAAGUCAAUGAUUUUAAGACCCAUCAGCUACCACUGGCACGCAUCAAAAAAAUCAUGAAGUCGGAUGAAGAUGUUAAGAUGAUCGCAGCCGAAGCUCCAGUGCUGUUUUCAAAAGCUUGUGAGAUGUUUAUUUUAGAAUUGACACUGCGCUCUUGGAUUCAUACGGAGGAAAAUAAGCGAAGGACACUACAAAGAAAUGAUAUUGCAGGGGCUAUCACUAGGGGAGACAUCUUCGACUUUCUUGUUGACAUCGUUCCACGUGACGAGUUGAAGGAAGAAGAUUUGGGUGUGCCAUGGACUGGUGUUCCAGGGGAUGGUUCUGUACCUUACGGAGGAAUAUUCUAUCCACCCAUGGCUGGACAGCAAAUGCAUCAUUCUAUGGGGGCUCCUGAGAUGAUGGUUGGGCAGCCACCAAACCCACAAAUGAUGUAUCAGCCUCCACAGACUGCCUUUGUCCCCGAGCAGCAGCAACAGUGAAUGCAUUACCACCUAGAGAACGCUGAGCAUCGAAGACGGGACAACUCAAGGAAAGGGCUAUCGCAUCGAGAUUCUUUCGUCACGUGGGAAUGGUAUUUAUCAUACUGUUGCUACCAUCUGUCAUUCUUAUGGCAAAAGGGGUCACAGGAUCAGGAUUUUACCUUUCACUACAGCGCUUUUGUGUUGGCUUUCAACUAUAUUUUAAGGAAAUCGUAGCUGUAGGCGGUGAUGCGACAGUUCUGAGCACUGCUAAUUCUAGCAGAGUUUAUGUUUGGUUUAGCAAGUCAUGAAGGGCACAAAGGGACCCGACCCCUCCAUGGAUCUGGUAGAAAUUUGUGAAUAGUGAUACUAGUGCAGGCAUAAUUAUUAGCAUGUGCAGGAGUUGCUCUUAAUGUUAGGUUCGAGGAUCGGGUAUCCAUUUUCUUAGUACCAUUGUUUCUUUUAUGUCUCCCUGGUUUUAUCUUUCAGACUGUACCGGGUGUCCCAAUCUACAGUUUUUGACCUGAUCUAGUUAUACAGCAACACUCUGUUUUUGAAGACUCCUCUCACAACAGUGCCACUAUGUUCA